AUGUUCAACUCGCGUUCAGUCUUGAGCACUGGACAAAAGCUCGUUGGGCUCCUCUCUGGUAGCUCUGAAACGACCGACGACGGCUUCAAUAUACAGGUUGGUCGAUCUGUGAGCGCCCAAACCAUUUACAUCCCGCACUGUGUGCUCGGUCUGUGUCCAAUCCUGAGUGAUCGCCUUUUACCAGGCUGCAGGAUCGUAAACGCCGAUUCUGUAGUCUUUACCAUCGUUAUCGAGCACCUACGAUCCAUCAGCAUAUUUGGUUUGAUAUCAUUCAGCGCACCCGGCCAUCUAUCAAAGUUGACCUCAGGCGAACAGCCUCUUCUCAACUUCGCAAAAGCGUGGCAUGUUCUUGACAUGCUGCGCAAGCCUGCGCUGCAAGAUAAGCUUCUCAAAAUCUAUCGCACGUACUAUAUGAAGUGCCUAGAGGAUAGAAACCACCGUCAGCAGGAUCUAGAGCCUUCAGAGUUGAAGCCACUGGACUCGGAGCCGUUCGUCUACGUGAGGAACUACGUUGGCUAUCAUAGCAAGGCAGAGCGAUUUCUGAUCGACUUCCAUGCUGGCCUCAUGCAAAAACAGAAACAGCUCAGACGCAGUGAUUUCAAGUCACUGCCUCCUGAAAUCGCAGUCCUGGUUCGAGAUCGCUGGCUCGAGCUCUGCGGCAGGGUCAGGAAGGAUAGCCACCACUCCGACUUCAAUCGCGACCGAAUCGUAGCCAGCGACCCUUGUUACAAGGUCACAAAGAACGAAGCAAUCCAACACGGAAACUUCGAAAUUCAAUAUUUACACGAAGGAACUAGUGGCACAUUCGGUCUGAAUCCUCCUCUUUCUAGCUCAACUCUUGCCAAUUUGCAGGCUUCCCGCAUUAACUCGACCGGGACGAACCCUUCUCCAGGAGAUUCGGCACGAUCCUCGGAGCUCCCUCAGGAGCCAACACUGGAGAACCCUUUUGCACAGGCGACCCUGGAACAGAAACGACGAAAACGAAGGGAGCCCUCGUCAUCAGUCUCACCGACUCGUUUGCCAUCCAGUCUUGGAACACCUGCGGUCGGGCGCCGUUCGUCAAUUGCGAUCCGUUCAGGUUGCCGGCAAUCUCGCAAUCAGGCUUCGCGCAGGUCCAGCGUCUCUUUCGCCUCAGAUCCCCCGAGCCAAGCACCUCUCAUGUCUGACAGCCCGGGCAGAAGAAGUUGGUCGCGUGAUAUAGGCGACGUCGCGGCAAUGGACGGGGAAAGUGUGCAUGACCUUUCUGCACCCAAUCUGCACUGGAAUGAUCUGCCAACUGAUCAGCGUCGCGAGUAUGGGGUCUUCAGUGCACUGGACUUUGCAGCGUGA
Messenger RNA from Didymella exigua CBS 183.55, 1329 nucleotides. RefSeq lists its product as uncharacterized. Bases 1 to 1329 code for a protein of 442 amino acids. Lineage: Eukaryota; Fungi; Ascomycota; Dothideomycetes; Pleosporales; Didymellaceae. The transcript is spliced from 2 exons. The record is from RefSeq and is a predicted model, not a curated record.